Molecule: messenger RNA, 564 nt
Organism: Merops nubicus (carmine bee-eater)
Lineage: Eukaryota; Metazoa; Chordata; Aves; Coraciiformes; Meropidae
Gene: MXRA7
Product: matrix-remodelling associated 7
Exons: 4
Source: RefSeq, a predicted model, not a curated record
AUUCCACCGUUGGGUGCCACACCUGGGUCCAGCCUCGGGCACACGGGACAAGCAGAGGAUGGAAGUGGCCACGCAGCACCUUCCAGCAAGGCAGAGGAGGAAGAUCUGGACUCGGAAAGCGAGAAGCUGGAGGUGAGAGAGCCGGAGGAUGAGGAUGCUGAAGAUGAGAUGUUCUCUUUUAAAUACAGUCCUGGAAAGCUGAGGGGAAACCAGUAUAAGUCAAUGAUGACCAAAGAAGAACUUGAGGAAGAACAAAGGGUUCAAAGAGAGCAGCUGGCUGCCAUCUUCAGGCUCAUGAAGGAAAAAAGUGACACAUUUGGAGAGAUGUCUGAAGGAGACAUGAAGGAGCAGCUUAGACUGUAUGAUAUAUAACCUUGCAGCCAGUGGAGGCUACGCCCAAAAGUCAUCUUGGCCCUUAUUAUGCAGUACACUGGGGGCUGUAGUGCUAUAAACAUAUUUUGUUAGUUAUUUGGCAGUUCUAGUUUGUUUUGCAAAUGCAUAUAGGCCUGUGAUAAGUAAAUCAAAAGGCUAGUAACUUCUCACCCUUUAUAUAGUUUUUCCUUG